AUGCCUGUGGUAGCAGUGGCAGUUCCGAAUCCGGAGCCCGAACGUGCUGGGGCUGUUCAUGCAUAUGUUGGUCCUGUUGUUCCUGAUUUUGAAUGCGAUGCCGGACCGGAUCGGGUUGAGAAUGCACUGUUUGACGAUGAUUUGGAUGAGGAGCCUGUCGAUAUUGGUGGGGACAGUGAUGAUGAUAUUCCAAGAGGCGGACGUUCAGCCCAUGGAUGUUCCGGUUCUGCAACACAGGAGUACCCUCCCCACCUCUCUUGUUUGAACUUGGAAGCCAUCGGCCAACAGCAGAAUGCUGAUGCAACAUUCGAUGGGCAGGGGAUGCAUGAUGGGAGAAAUAUGUCUGAAUUUCAGAUUGGCCAAUCCUUCCAGAGUAAAGAGGAAGCCGUGUUGAGUGUGAAGGAUUACAGUACUCGGCGUGGAGUUGAGUACAAGGUUAUGGAGUCCGACAACCUGAAAUACCAAAGGAGAUGCAAGGAGUUUGGUAACGGGUGCACGUGGUUGAUUCGGAUAGUCAUGCGGAAAAGGAAAAGCACAUGGGAGGUUAGGAGGUACAACGGUCCGCACACGUGUAUGGCCACAUUGAUAUCAAGCGACCACAAGCAGCUUGAUUAUCAUGUUAUCUGUGCGAGAAUCUAUCCAUUGGUUCGAGCUGAUGCGUCGGUGUCUAUUAAGGUGUUGCAAGAGGCAACGGAGGCGACUUAUGGAUUCAUGCCUAGUUAUCGGAAGGUGUGGUUGGCGAAGCAGAAGGCAGUAGCGCAAAUAUAUGGCGAUUGGGAGGAGUCAUAUGCUGAUCUGCCUCGGUGGAUCCUUGGGGUCACAUCCACGAUGGAAGGUUCGAUUGCUCUACUGAAGACGUCCCCGGUUAGGGUGGGUGACCAAGUUGACGAGGAUAGAGUCUUCUUUCAUCGGAUGUUCUGGAUGUUUCCUCCGUGUAUUCAGGCUUUCCGCCACUGUAAGCCGCUGAUAAGCAUCGAUGGCACACACCUGUAUGGAAAAUAUGGCGGGACGUUGUUGUUGGCGAUCGCACAGGAUGGUAACUCGAACAUUUUUCCUGUUGGGUUUGCACUCGUGGAGGGAGAGAACGCAGAGUCUUGGUCGUACUUUCUUUCGAACCUUAGAAGGCAUGUCACUCCACAGCAAGGUAUUCUCGUGAUCUCUGACAGACACAACGGCAUCAAGGCUGCAUUAGAGAGCCCCGAUAGUGGUUGGCAACCCCCCCAUGCUUAUCGGGCAUUUUGUAUUCGGCAUGUUGCUGCAAAUUUUGCCCUCACUUUCAAGGGGUAG
Messenger RNA from Arachis ipaensis, 1287 nucleotides. RefSeq lists its product as uncharacterized. Lineage: Eukaryota; Viridiplantae; Streptophyta; Magnoliopsida; Fabales; Fabaceae. The record is from RefSeq and is a predicted model, not a curated record.